Messenger RNA from Balaenoptera ricei (Rice's whale), 1777 nucleotides. RefSeq names its product activin A receptor type 1B (gene ACVR1B). The transcript has 10 exons. Gene Ontology annotation, molecular function: activin binding; activin receptor activity, type I; ATP binding. Lineage: Eukaryota; Metazoa; Chordata; Mammalia; Artiodactyla; Balaenopteridae. The record is from RefSeq and is a predicted model, not a curated record. Gene Ontology annotation, cellular component: activin receptor complex; plasma membrane. Bases 40 to 1680 code for a protein of 546 amino acids. Gene Ontology annotation, biological process: protein phosphorylation; cellular response to growth factor stimulus; nervous system development.
GCGGCGGCGGCGGCGGCGGUGGCGGCGGCGGCGGUUACUAUGGCGGAGUCGGCCGGAGCCUCCUCCUUCUUCCCCCUUGUUGUUCUCCUGCUUGCCGGCAGCGGCGGGUCCGGGCCCCGGGGGAUCCAGGCUCUGCUCUGUGCGUGCACCAGCUGCUUACAGGCCAACUACACGUGUGAGACAGAUGGGGCCUGCAUGGUUUCCAUUUUCAACCUGGACGGGAUGGAGCACCAUGUGCGCACCUGCAUCCCCAAAGUGGAGCUGGUCCCCGCUGGGAAGCCCUUCUACUGCCUGAGCUCCGAGGAUCUGCGCAACACGCACUGCUGCUACACCGACUUCUGCAACAAGAUCGACCUGAGGGUGCCCAGCGGUCACCUCAAGGAGCCUGAGCACCCGUCCAUGUGGGGCCCUGUGGAGCUGGUGGGCAUUAUUGCCGGCCCAGUGUUCCUCCUGUUUCUCAUCAUCAUCAUUGUUUUCCUUGUCAUUAACUAUCAUCAGCGCGUCUAUCACAACCGCCAGAGGCUGGACAUGGAGGACCCCUCGUGUGAGAUGUGUCUCUCCAAGGACAAGACACUCCAGGAUCUCGUCUACGACCUCUCCACGUCGGGGUCUGGCUCAGGGUUACCCCUUUUUGUCCAACGCACAGUGGCCCGAACCAUCGUUUUACAGGAGAUUAUUGGCAAGGGCCGGUUCGGAGAAGUGUGGCGCGGCCGCUGGAGGGGUGGUGAUGUGGCUGUGAAAAUAUUCUCUUCUCGUGAAGAGCGGUCUUGGUUCCGGGAAGCAGAGAUAUACCAGACAGUCAUGCUGCGCCAUGAAAACAUCCUUGGGUUUAUUGCUGCUGACAAUAAAGCAGGCUGCUCAUUCCUCACAUUGCCAUGGCGGUUUGUAGUGGCCUCAGCUGCCCCCAGGCUGAAGAGACUUGACCUCUCACGCAAGGGAGGAAGGGGAAGAGAGAAUUCCUUACUCCCUCUGAAUAACGGCACCUGGACACAGCUGUGGCUUGUCUCGGACUAUCAUGAGCACGGCUCCCUGUUUGACUAUCUAAACCGGUACACGGUGACCAUCGAGGGGAUGAUUAAGCUGGCCUUGUCUGCUGCGAGCGGUCUGGCGCACCUGCACAUGGAGAUUGUGGGCACCCAAGGGAAGCCUGGAAUUGCUCAUCGAGACUUAAAGUCAAAGAACAUCUUGGUGAAGAAAAAUGGCAUGUGUGCCAUCGCAGACCUGGGCCUGGCUGUCCGUCACGAUGCAGUCACGGACACCAUUGACAUUGCCCCCAACCAGAGGGUGGGAACCAAACGAUACAUGGCCCCCGAAGUACUUGAUGAAACCAUCAACAUGAAGCACUUCGACUCCUUUAAGUGUGCUGAUAUCUAUGCCCUUGGGCUCGUGUACUGGGAGAUUGCUCGAAGAUGCAACUCUGGAGGAGUCCAUGAGGAAUAUCAGCUGCCAUAUUAUGACCUAGUGCCCUCUGACCCUUCCAUUGAGGAGAUGCGGAAGGUCGUAUGCGACCAGAAGCUCCGCCCCAACAUCCCCAACUGGUGGCAGAGUUAUGAGGCGCUGCGGGUGAUGGGGAAGAUGAUGCGGGAGUGCUGGUACGCCAACGGCGCAGCCCGCCUGACCGCGCUGCGCAUCAAGAAGACCCUCUCCCAGCUCAGCGUGCAGGAGGACGUGAAGAUCUAGCUGCCCCUCCCGACACGCUGCCGGGCAGCGGGACCUACAGCCGAGCUGCCGUGUUGAGCGUCCGAUGGAGGCCUACCUCUCGUUUCUGCCCAGCCCU